UGCAGAAGAUCAUUUUGAUCGGAAAAGCUGCUGAAUCAGCUGCUUUUGUGUCGGCUUCCUCCUCCGGCAGCCGCAGGACUCAAAGCUUCACUUCAGUUGGCUUUGAAUUUACCGAGGUGGGUUUCAUUCAUCCGUCAGUCUGUGCUCUCGGGUGCUCCAUCAUGCUCCAACAUAAUUGGUUCCUCGCGAUCUGUGCCCUGCUCUCAUUGGCCGUACCCGUGCUGGUCGCCGCGGAGACCUGUCCAGCGGGGAUGCCAGGAAUGCCAGGUAUUCCCGGGAUGCCUGGCAGGGACGGUCGUGACGGACCGAGAGGACAGAAGGGACAGCCAGGUACAGUGUUGCUUGGCAGUGGUGGCCCUCUGAAAGGACAGAAGGGGGAGCCGGGUCAGUUUGGAUUAGCUGGUAAACGAGGUCAAAGUGGGGAACCGGGAGAACCAGGGAGCCCAGGGAUUCCUGGACCCCCAGGAGAACCAGGAGAACCAGGGAAUGUUGGCGUCCAGCAGCGGGCAGCCUUCAGUGUGGCCAGAGGAACCAACGAAUACCCAGACAGAGCCAGUAUCAUUCGGUUCACCACCGUCAUCACCAACAUCAACAAUGACUACAACACCGCAACAGGACGCUUCAGGUGUCGUGUCCCGGGAACGUACUACUUUGUCUACCACGCCUCGAUAGAGGACCGACUGUGUGUGCUGAUGAAGCUGGACCAAACACUGCUGAUGCCGUUCUGUGAUCAUCGCCGCACCAGGAGACAGGUGACCUCGGGCAGUCUGGCGGUCUACCUGUCGAGGGAUCAGGAGGUUUGGCUGGAAACUAAAGACUACAGAGGGAUGCGAGGAAAGCCGUCCGGUUACAGCAUCUUCACUGGCUUCCUGCUGCAGGCUCACUGAAGCAUGAAACAGUUUUUUUUUUUGCCGCACUUUUGCAACACUCCAAGGCUGAAAUAAUAAUCCUCCCUUCCUUCACACUGACCGUUCAACCUUCCUGAAAAAGGGAGAUGUUGAUUACUUUUAAUUUCCCUUUAUUUACUCAGGUUGAUCACUUUCUAAAGACAGUGAAGGAAGCAUAAAAAACAUUAUUACAAAAAAA
Messenger RNA from Larimichthys crocea (large yellow croaker), 1086 nucleotides. It is a transcript of the gene c1qc, whose product is annotated as complement component 1, q subcomponent, C chain. The transcript has 7 exons. Gene Ontology annotation, molecular function: protein binding. Bases 162 to 887 code for a protein of 241 amino acids. Lineage: Eukaryota; Metazoa; Chordata; Actinopteri; Sciaenidae. The record is from RefSeq and is a predicted model, not a curated record.